Molecule: messenger RNA, 2225 nt
Organism: Daldinia loculata
Lineage: Eukaryota; Fungi; Ascomycota; Sordariomycetes; Xylariales; Hypoxylaceae
Exons: 3
Coding region: 276-2018 (580 amino acids)
Biological process (GO): protein polyubiquitination
Molecular function (GO): metal ion binding; ubiquitin protein ligase activity
Source: RefSeq, a predicted model, not a curated record
ACGACCCUGGGUUUAGACGACGAUAAGGGGGCGUCAAUGCUUGCUGCGACCAGGUUGUCGUCGACGCGCCCCUCCUAAAUCCUCCCACGUCUCGCUACCACCGUCGCCGUUUAUUUGCCUACCAUUCUAUCCAUUACUGGUACUAUUAUCAUCCAUACUAUUACUACUGCAACCUCUGCAACAUCUGCAACCUCUUUCUCCCCUUCCCUUUCUUUUUUUCUUCCCGUCGCAUUUAAAUUCUCUACCCGAUCGCAGCCACCGUUACUACCUCUAAAAUGUCCGAAUAUCGUCAUAUGAGGUCCGGUAGCUUAAAUAUUCCAUCCCAGAUAAAUACGAUGAGUCCGAUAGUUCCGUCACACGGUCGCUUCGAUGGCCCGAGAAGUCCACCGAACACGUCGCACGUACCAUGUAAAUUCUUCCGACAAGGCGCAUGUCAGGCUGGUUCCGCUUGUCCCUUCAGUCACGAUCUCGGCACUGCUGCAGAAACGGUGUGCAAAUACUUCGCCAAGGGCAAUUGCAAGUUCGGACCGAAGUGCGCUAAUGUCCACGUCCUCGCCGACGGUAGACGAAUCAAUUACGGCAAAAAUGGUAUCACCAUAGGCCAACCUCUUCACCUCGGUGGUCGAGUCAAUCCAAGCUUCAACUCUUCCUCUAACAGCGCCUUAACGAACUCGUUCAUGCGCGCCGACGCCAAUCCAUCAUACGGAAACUCAUACGGCUAUCCAAUGUCCCCGAGCGAUACUUAUCAACCCAUUGACCGUCGACCGAGCUUAGAAAACGUGCCAACUAUCGAUACUACAUAUUCCCAUACGAGCUCACAAUAUGGUUCGCCACGCGAAGAAGACCCGACUCGUCUUGGCUUAGGUCUUUCGCCCGUAGCUGCUAAGGGUUUAUCCGUUCUUGACGCUCCUCUUCCCGCAUCCUUCGAUUCGAAUGGAAUCUCCAAUGCCGCCAGAUACCCCGGUGCGCCGUGGCCAUCCUCGAUGCCCUCGCAAUUUGGACUUGAUUCCCCCUCGCCAUCCUUAAACGCAGCCAAGGAUUCGAGAACUUCGGAAACCCUUAAGCUCCUACACCACUCGGCAUUCGGUAGCAACGAGCAUUUGUCUUCCGUUGCAGCCGGUUCCUCGCCCCCGACCCAACCAUCCGACGAAUAUUUUGGCAGACGUCAGAUGCACUCGAGCCGCUACGCCAAGCCUAAGAUGCUUAGCAGCAGCGCGCCGCGCGCCAUCGCCGGUGCUAUCGACCGAGAUUGGGAGUCGGAGUUUCCCUUUCUGGAGGAGGAUUAUUUGCCUGACAAUCUGAAAGACUUGUUAACGCCAGCGGAGAAAGCACGGCGCGGUUCGCGAGCAGCCGAUGAAGAAUCCAACGGCCAUAGGGGAAACGGUAAUUCGCCUAGCAUCCCCGGGAUGAGUGGCACGGGGACACCCAACGGCGAGGUAAGCUCCAAAUUCGGUAGCCCAAUGGCAUCGAGUCCAAGUCGGUGGGGACCGUUAUUCCAACGACAGCACGAGGAACACGAGGCGAAGAAACAUGCAGCAGCAGCUAGCGCAGGUGUAUUUGGACACGUCGGAAGUCCUCUUCGCCAAUCCAGCCUCAGUGCCAACGUUGUGCGACCACACAAUUCGAGCCGGUCCAGUAGCAUCGAGGGUCUAAGUGCCUUGUCUCAGCAGCUGCAACGCACACGCAUCGACAGCAACGGAGGCGAAUCACCGCUGUUGCAUCCCAAUUCGCAUACGUCGCGACCAUCAAACGGACGAGCCGGCGAACGCCACGUCAGCAGUGGCUCCAUCAGUUCUAGCGCCCGGUAUACCACUCCUAUAGGGGAAGAGGACGGCGAAUUCGUAUUUAGCAUGGACGAGGACGGCGAUCGAGACAGCACUAUAAGGGCACGGAAGCGAAUGUCCGGUGUAGGCACCGCUAUGAGCGUCUGGAGUUCUAGCUACGCUGGCGUUGCUGCAGGACCCGGGAAGAAGGACGAUGGUGCCGCGAGAGUGGUCGAAGGGGUCGGCGGCCGGUGAGCGAUGCUAGGCCUAGGAGGACCGACCAGGAUAUAAUGACGCAUCGUCGCGUGGGGCAUUAACAACGCCUAAGGAGGAUGCUCGGUCCUUAUACGAAAGCAUUUCAAAGCAUGCGUAUUCGAGAUGCACAUAUUGAGACAUCCUAUUGUCCGAGUCACGAAGUCACGAAUCAUAAAGCGCCCAGAAGCUGGCUAUAAAGCAUGGAGA